AGUCGGUGGAUGCGUCACACAGUGACUGACUUCCGACCACGACAGUCAUGGAUACCUUCGCUUAUACGAGAUGGUGCUGGGCGAUACUGCUUGUCUUCACAUCACAGCUUGUGGCAGGUGCCGACCAGUGCCACUGCUCAUCACAGGGGGAGUGUGUCAAGUACCCGGAUGGAACUUGCACUGCCUGUCAAGAGUUUUGGUCGGGACCCAACUGCCAGAUAUUCAAUGCUGCUGAAGGAGCGCUGCUGUCCACGCAGAGACAGCCGAGGGGAUCAGACUCUGGAAUUCCGGUAUCCGGAAGUGACUCCAGCAGCAAGUGCACGGACAUCUCGGACUCGUCUGGAACAAGUGCAGUGUGGACACUGAUACUCAACAGGACCUUCACCAUCAGCAAGCUGACCAUUACCCACAACACAGACCAUGCCUCGAGUCUCCGAAACUUUGACGUGUCUGUAAAUGGACGUCAGUGCAAGAACGUAUCAUCUGUGACUGCUCCCAAGUCGCCUCUCACCAUUCACUGUGACCAGCCAGUCCAGGGGCAGACAGUGUCAGUCAUACUACCAUUGUCACAGACAGAAGUCAACACCCUUGCUUUAUGUCGAGUGGUUAUUGACGUGUGCGGGGACCACUGGUUUGGGGACCAGUGCAGCAGUCGCUGCAAUUGCAUCAACGUGAACGAGGUCUGCGACAAGACAGGCGGUAGAUGCAUCAGCGGAACCAGGCCGACAACGUCCACGUUGAAGCCGUCGUCGGACACGUCAACAAGAUCACCAUCGACUACAACGACAACAACGGCAACAGCAACAACACCAGCUGGUGCACCAUCUACUGCUUUUGCCGGAACGACAAAGACGAUGGCAACAACCACGGUGACCAGUGCAGGAUCUGAAGAUGGCAGCCAACGAGAGCCCGCUGUAUCCCUCGGCGCCAUAGCUGGAGUUGUGUGCGGGGUCCUCCUCGGCUUCGCUAUCCUGGUCGUUGUCAUCGUCCUGCUGGUGCUCAAACUGUGUAAACGAAAGCGUGUUUCUUCGCCGCCAAUAAUGAAGCCACUUCCGUCAGCCGUCUUCCCCGGUCCAGUGGUCAACCCUACCAGCCACCCUGCCAGUUUCGGAUCCAUCACGAAUACAUAUGAAGGAUUUGAACCUAAGACAAAUGAACAUGACUACAUGGGUGUGUCAAAUCCUGCUCAUGACACAGAAGACACAACCGGCCCAGCGUCCAACAAUGUCGAAACAGUGUAUGCCGAAAUCAUCGAUGAGGAUUACUUACAACCCAUCCACAACCCAGACACCUCCACGUAACCAUCCGCACAUAAGAAAGUUACAUGUAACCAUCCACACAUAAGAAUGUUACAUGUAACCAUCCACACAUAAGAAAGUUACA
Haliotis rubra (blacklip abalone) is the source of this 1383-nucleotide messenger RNA. RefSeq lists its product as uncharacterized. The record is from RefSeq and is a predicted model, not a curated record. The transcript has 9 exons. Bases 48 to 1301 code for a protein of 417 amino acids. NCBI's taxonomy places the organism in Eukaryota, Metazoa, Mollusca, Gastropoda, Lepetellida, Haliotidae.